This is a messenger RNA of Brienomyrus brachyistius, 3534 nucleotides long. RefSeq names its product ddb1 and cul4 associated factor 6 (gene dcaf6). Gene Ontology annotation, biological process: positive regulation of transcription by RNA polymerase II. Gene Ontology annotation, molecular function: protein binding. The transcript is spliced from 21 exons. Gene Ontology annotation, cellular component: Cul4-RING E3 ubiquitin ligase complex; cytoplasm. Lineage: Eukaryota; Metazoa; Chordata; Actinopteri; Osteoglossiformes; Mormyridae. The record is from RefSeq and is a predicted model, not a curated record. Bases 218 to 3097 code for a protein of 959 amino acids.
GAGAUCCUGCAGGGCUGGAGAGAGAAGCGAAGUAAAUAUCCGAAGAGCUACCGAGGGGCACCGCUGUGCUUCCCGUGUAGCCUGGCGGCGGGGGUCGGGACGCGAUGAUUUAGUUCCGUUCCCGGUGCGACAACAACCUAAAGGGAAGGCAAGCCUGACAACGGUGGAAUCAAAGUUAUUUCAAUGUUAUUUUUAAAAGUCGGACUGUUUGAGCAUCAUGUCCGGCUCCAGUAAUCUAAUUUGGGAUGUGAGGAAGCGCUCCAUCGGGUUUCACGACCCGAAUUCGAUCCGGAUUAACUACCUGGGAAGAAGGGAAUUUGUCCAGAGGCUCAAAUUGGAGGCCACGCUGAACGUGCACGAAGGCUGUGUGAACACGAUCUGCUGGAAUGACACCGGCGAGUACAUCCUCUCAGGAUCCGAUGACACCAACCUGGUCAUCAGUAACCCAUACAACAGGAAGGUCAAGACUACCAUUAACUCAGGGCACCGUGCCAACAUCUUCAGUGCCAAGUUCAUACCGCAAACCAACGACCAGCAGAUCGUGUCCUGCUCCGGCGAUGGCGUCAUCUUUUACACCAACACAGAGAAGAGCGCCGAGCUCAACAGACAGUGCCAGUUCACCUGUCACUAUGGCACGGCCUACGAGAUCAUGACUGUCCCGAACGACCCCUACACCUUCCUGUCAUGUGGCGAGGACGGCACCGUGCGAUGGUUUGACGUCCGAAUGAAGACCAGCUGCACAAAAGAGGACUGCAAAGAUGACAUCCUCAUUAAUUGCCGGCGUGCCGCGACCUCGAUCUCCAUCAGCCCACUGGUCCCGUAUUACCUGGCUGUGGGAUGCUCCGACAGCUCUGUGCGCAUCUACGACCGGAGGAUGCUGGGUACUCGGGCCACAGGGAACUACAUGGGCCGUGGCACCACGGGGAUGUGCGUGCGGUUCGUGCCAGCCCACCUCUCCAGCAAGUCGUGCCGUGUGACGUCGCUGUGCUACAGCAGCGACGGGGAGGAGAUCCUGGUCAGCUACUCCUCAGACUACAUCUACCUGUUCAACCCGAAGGACGACCAGGCACGUGAGCUGAAGGGGCCGUCCGAGGAGAGAAGGGAGGAGCUGCGUCAGCCCCCGGUGAAACGCCUCCGGCUGCGGGGCGACUGGUCCGACACGGGGCCCCGAGCACGGCCCGAGAGCGAGCGGGAGCGAGACGGUGAACAGAGCCCCAACGUGUCUCUGAUGCAGAGGAUGUCAGACAUGCUGUCGCGGUGGUUCGAGGAGGCCAGCGAAGCACAGAGCAGCAGGGGGCGCAGCCAGCCCCAGCCCCAGCCCCGGCCCAGGGGCACCAGAGCCCAGCCUGAAGGGUCCGCUUCUGCCCCAGAAACCGCCCAGGAAGACCCUGUUCCCCCCGAGGCCUCCAUGGAGGUGGAGACCCCCGCUGAGCCGCUCCCUAUGUCUGCCUCUUCGUCCUCCAGCUCCUCCUCCACAGUCACUGCCCCGCCUCCUUCGACAUCCUCAUCCCUGGAGAGCCCGCCUUCGUCCUCACUGCUGUCUUCCCCUGAUGUGGAACAAAAGAGCCUGGCUGCAGCCCGCUGUCCCGCCCCCACCCCUGACCCCGCCCCCACAUCGGACUCUACCCCCCCGACAGAGUCUGCACAGACGACACAGCCGUUACAGUCCGAGCCUGCCCGUCGCGGGGUACCGGUAAGUGUAGUUUGCAGACGCUUGCAGCGGCUGCUUCUGAUGGCGGGCCCCCCGAGACAGCAGGAGCGCUCGUCCACCCACCCACCCGCUGAGGGCCCCAGCCCUGCCCGCAGGGCCUCAGGGGCCUCGGGGGCCCCAGUGCCCCCCACAGCAGAUUCUCCCUCGUCCAUGGUAAACAAACAGCUCGGAUCGAUGACCCUGGACGAGCAGCAGGGAGGCACAGAACCCGGAACCGGCAGUGGUUCCGGUUCUAGCUCGGCUGGUGUGCGACCCGGAGCAGCAGAGCCCGUCCUGAGUCUGCACUACAGCACUGAGGGUACGACCACCAGCACCAUCAAGCUGGACUUCACAGAUGAGUGGAGUGGCCGGGGCUGUAGCUCCAGGGCGGUCAGUAACAGCAGCAGCCGCAAGGGGGACGAAGUAGACAGCCAGAGCCGUCCGAGCAUGGAGCAGCCAAGCUCACAGGACUCCACCCAGGAGCCUGCUGAUCCGCCUGUAUCAGAAGCCCCCGGGACGAGUGGAAUGGAGCCCGAGACGAGCCCAGCAGAAGCACAGAGCACUGAGAGUGGCCCAGAAAAGGUUCCCACUGGUGUAGAAUGUCCGUUGGGGGAGUCUGGCCCUGACAAACCACCCGCAGAGGGCAUCUUGGACUCACAGACCCCCGAGGCCCCCAGGGAAUCCUUCUGGAGGGGUGAGCCGGUGGGAAGGAGAAGCUCUGCGUCGCAGGGCUCUCAGGGCCGCCAGGACUCUGACGACAGUGAUGACGACCCCAUCCUGAUACACUCGCGGUUCCGCUCAGGACAGAGCCCCAGAUUUAAUUUCAGAGGAUCGGCCGUAGGUGAUAGGAUGAUAAGGCGCUCAGCGGCAGCCCGCAUUCAGGAGCUGUUCCGUAGGAGGAAGGAGAGGCGGGAGAUGGAGGAAAGCGAGACGCAGAACAUCCGCAGGCCCACAGUCAAGAUGGUUUACAAGGGCCACCGCAACUCCAGGACAAUGAUCAAGGAGUCCUGCUUUUGGGGAAACAGCUUUGUGAUGAGCGGGUCUGACUGUGGCCACAUCUUCAUCUGGGACCGGCGUACAGCGGAGCACCUGAUGCUGCUGGAGGCCGACAACCAUGUGGUCAACUGUCUGCAACCCCACCCCUAUGACCCCAUCCUGGCUUCUUCUGGAAUAGACUACGACAUCAAGAUCUGGUCCCCACUGGAAGAGCUGCCAUGCUUCAACAGGGUUCUUGCCGAUGAGGUGAUAGCACGCAAUGAGCUGAUGCUGGAGGAGACCAGAAACACCAUCACAGUCCCUGCCUCCUUCAUGCUGAGGAUGCUAGCCUCACUCAACCACAUCAGGACUGACCGAGCCGAGGGCGAUCGAUCAGAGGGUUCCGGCCAGGAGAACGAAGAAGAGCCAUAGUGACUUGUUCUUUUUAAACUUUUGCUACAGAGUACUUGAACAUUUUGUUUUGUACCAGCGUGGAAUAUUUCUGUAACAGAUCACUAGUGCAAUUUCCAGUCCCUCCCCUUUUUUAGUACUAACGUUUGCGUAAAGCACAGUGUGACCGGGGUCUACGGGCGCGUUGGAACGGGGUCUGGUUCCAGGUUUUAAGAUGCGGCGGGAGCUUGAACAUGUAAAGUGCAAUACCUUUCCUCUGCCCCAAAAGCUGUUGUUUAACCAUUUGAGGUGUGCUUUCUUCAUAGCUGAAGGUUGAAAGACUUUGUAUGCCUGCAUGUAAACUUACGGCCAGAAAUCACACUAAGUAAAGUCUGUUCACACAGUGCUCCCUGGCCUCAAAGAAUGCCAAGGAUGAUGACUCUGCCUUAUCAAUAAAAGGCACUACUGCACAACCCUAA